AACCGUCUAUUGCUCUCAUUCGCUGUGUCGAGUAUCGGUUUUCGUACAUCUAAAAAGGCAGCACCUGCUCGUUGACGCCCUCCACACUAUAUCUUUGGAUGCACCUCUGGUUUCCUUUCACAUGUUCGAGCACCGCUCGUCUUGUAUAGAAUAAAGUUUGGGACACAGCGACACAAAGAUAACCGGCUGGAAGAGUGUAAUUUGUCAGCAUGGUGAACCAGCGAGGCGGAUGUAGUCGGCAAUCAUGCAAGAGCGACUCCAGCGGGGCGAGCUGCAGCGGCGGGGAGAGCUCCAAGGAGAGCUCCCGGUGCUCCACGCCGGUGCUGGACGCAGACCGGUGUGACAGGCUGCGGGACAAGAUGCGGAGGAGGAUGGAGUCCGGGGACCGCUGGUUCUCGCUCGAGUUCUUUCCUCCCCGAACAGCCGGUGGAGCUGUCAACCUCAUUUCAAGAUUUGACCGCAUGGGCUCCGGGGGGCCCCUGUACAUCGACAUUACCUGGCACCCCGCAGGGGACCCAGGCUCAGACAAGGAAACCUCAUCCAUGAUGAUUGCCAGCACAGCGGUCAACUACUGUGGCCUGGAGACCAUCCUCCACCUGACCUGCUGCAACCAGACCAAACAGAAGAUCACUGGCCAUUUGGCCAAAGCAAAGCACCUGGGCCUCAAGAACAUCAUGGCACUCAGAGGAGACCCAAUGGGAGCAGACUGGGAGGAAGAGGAAGGAGGCUUCAACUACGCUGUCAACCUUGUUAAAUAUAUCCGAUCAGAGUUUGACGACUACUUUGACAUCUGCGUUGCUGGCUACCCCACGGGCCAUCCCGAGGCUGAGAGCUAUGAGGCCGACCUCAGACACCUGAAGGAGAAGGUGGACGCUGGAGCAGACUUUGUUAUCACCCAGCUGUUCUUCAGGGCAGAGACUUUCCUCAAGUUUCUGGAUGACUGCAGAGCAAAUGGCAUCGCGUGUCCCAUCGUACCUGGAAUUUUUCCAAUUCAGGGAUACCAGUCUCUGCGUCAGCUUGUCAAGCUGUCCAAGCUCGAGGUGCCAGAGGAGAUCACCAAAGUCAUUGAACCCAUCAAAGACAAUGAUGCUGCGAUCCGUAACUAUGGAAUCCAACAGGCAGUAGAGAUGUGCCGUGCACUGCUGGACAGCGGCAAGGUGCCAGGCCUCCACUUCUACACUCUGAACCGAGAGGUUGCCACCGUGGAGGUGCUGCGACAGCUGGGCCUGUGGACGGAAGAUCCCAGGCGGCCUCUUCCCUGGGCCGUGAGCGCCCAUCCCAAACGGAAGGUGGAAGAUGUUAGACCCAUCUUCUGGGCUUCCAGACCCAAGAGCUACAUUUACAGAACCCAGGACUGGGAUGAGUUCCCCAAUGGCAGAUGGGGGAACUCCUCAUCUCCAGCUUUUGGCGAGUUAAAUGACUACUACCUGUUCUACUUGAAGAGCAAGUCGUCCAAAGAUGCACUGCUGCAGAUGUGGGGCAAGGAGCUGAUGAAUGAGGAGAGCGUCUAUGAGGUGUUUACCUGUUACAUCACAGGCCAGUCAAACCGCCACGGACACAAGGUGACGUGUUUACCUUGGAACGAUGAUCAUCUGGCCCCAGAAACCAAUCUGCUGAAGGAUGAGCUGGAGAAGGUAAACAGACGAGGAGUCCUCACCAUCAAUUCCCAGCCCAACAUCAACGGCAAACCUUCCACCGACCCCGUAGUAGGAUGGGGACCUGCCGGAGGCUACGUCUUCCAGAAGGCCUAUCUGGAGUUCUUCACCUCCAGUGAAAGUGUGACUGCUCUCCUCAAAGUCCUGAAGAAGUAUGAGCCCCGUGUCAACUACCACAUCGUUAAUGUGCAUGGCCGUAACCUGACCAAUGCCCCGGACAUGCAGCCAAACGCUGUGACGUGGGGGAUCUUCCCUGGCAGGGAGAUUGUUCAGCCUACGGUAGUGGACCCGGUCAGCUUCAUGUAUUGGAAGGAUGAGGCCUUUGCCUUGUGGAUCGAACAGUGGGCCAAACUCUAUGAAGACGAGUCUCCCUCACGGAUGAUCAUCAAGUAUAUUCACGACAACUACUUCCUGGUCAAUCUGGUGGACAAUGACUUUCCUCUGCGGAGCUGUCUGUGGCAGGUCCUCGAUGAUAUGUUGGAGCUGCUCGACGCGCCUCCAGAGCCGCUCACAGCGAUGGAACAGUCUGAAUAAAAUCAAAACACUCCUUUAGUGAAGGUCACAACACUCUGGGACUGUCGGUUUGUUAUGCACUGUCUGCUCUAAAAGUUAGAGCAGGAAGUGUUCUUCUCACUUUUUAAAGACCUUUUAUAAAUGUUUUUUAGCAUUAAAUGAAGGGAUUCCUCUGACCGCCAUGAUCAGUAGCUUCAGCCUGAGCAGCACUCCAAGCUAAGAAACUGCAUCUGUGCUCAGACCUGACUGAAAAACAACUAAUGGGAAACUAAAUCCUGUGAAAAAGAAUAGUGAACAUUUAAGCUAAGAUAAUUUAUAAAGUGUUCUUCAGGAAUGUUUUAUUUUCCUAGGAUAAAAUAAAUGGGAUAUAUUUGAAUUUGAUUUUUAAAUCAUUUUUAAUUAUGUGCACCAUUAUGAAUGAAAACCUGGUAUAGAGAUGUUGUGUGUGAGUGAAACAUUUUAAUCUGAUGAUAGUAAGAGUUAAGCAGACUUUACUGUGUACAACAGACAACAGUUAACACUAUCUACCAGCUGCCUUAACAUGUUUUAAAUGUCUUAUUUAUUUGUUGUGCCUGCUUUUCAAAGCUCAUUAAAUAAUUGUACAGUACUGUGCAGCAAAUAACCUGCACGUGUGUGUUACUGUUUGAUGCAGAGGGGCACACAGUACUGCUGAUGAAUAUAGAGCACUGCUGCGAGACAUACAGGGACUUGAUCAUGCAUUUAAAGUGAAGCACCAACACUACAUAACCACAAGUACAAAGGUCAGGUCAUACGACAGUACUACAUGACCCUGCAGCCGCCAGGUGACAUGCUGGGGAUGUUCACAACCUGCAAAUGAAUGUAUCCGUCCAUGCAGAGAAACGCUGUGAGGUGAUGGGGAUGACACCGAGCACUACUCGCACCAGAAGCUUCCUCGAACUCAGGCGUCGACCAAAUCAGAGACACCUACUCUGCACAUCUCAGUUGGGAGGUGCUGAAUCGUGGCAGUGUAACGUCACAACAGACCCCUAAGGAACAUCUAAAUAAACACUGUUACAGAGACAAAAACAUUCAUUUUAGUUGAAAUGCAGCUUUUACUUUGGAAAAAAGCUGAUUACCAGUAACCACUUCCCUUUGGGAUUUGUUGUGGUUCUGCACAAUGCGAUAAGUUUUUGAGUUAAUUUAAUUUUUAAUUUAAAAGCCACAGUUAUUUCAUUAUUUCUUCUGUGUUCACAUACCUGAGUCAGUACUGCACUUGGCUAUGCCAGAACCUGUUACGCUCCCCAGUGUGUCUUCUUUUUGUACUUUGACUGGAUCGUUUUCUGUUUUAGCAGUAUGUCAACCAUUAUUGUUACUACAGAAAUGUUUAUAAAUUAAAGCUUGUCAUAAAAACAGCUCUGGGAGGCUGCACUUGGGCACGAUGAUCAGCAUGCCAGCAUGCUGAAAAGGACAAUGCUAACAUGCUAAUGCUAAACAGGUAUAAUGUUUACCAAGGCUGCCA
Messenger RNA from Monopterus albus (swamp eel), 3648 nucleotides. It is a transcript of the gene mthfr, whose product is annotated as methylenetetrahydrofolate reductase (NAD(P)H). Gene Ontology annotation, biological process: tetrahydrofolate interconversion. Gene Ontology annotation, molecular function: methylenetetrahydrofolate reductase [NAD(P)H] activity; FAD binding. Lineage: Eukaryota; Metazoa; Chordata; Actinopteri; Synbranchiformes; Synbranchidae. The record is from RefSeq and is a predicted model, not a curated record. The transcript has 12 exons. Gene Ontology annotation, cellular component: cytosol. The coding region runs from base 210 to 2189 and encodes 659 amino acids.